Messenger RNA from Saccostrea cuccullata (small rock oyster), 806 nucleotides. RefSeq lists its product as uncharacterized. The transcript is spliced from 4 exons. NCBI's taxonomy places the organism in Eukaryota, Metazoa, Mollusca, Bivalvia, Ostreida, Ostreidae. The record is from RefSeq and is a predicted model, not a curated record. Bases 82 to 642 code for a protein of 186 amino acids.
AUAUAGGUUUCCUUUGCAGUUUAAAUUACCUGAUAAGCUAAAAUUAGAAUUCAUCCAGGUGUAACAAAUCAAUGACGGAAAAUGUUGACGACAUUUUAUCUAGCUCUUUGCUGUCUGCCGCUGGUCUGUGAAGCAAGGACAUAUUGCUACAGUUAUUCCUCGUAUGGCUACUCAUCAUACAUUUGUAGCUAUUAUCUAUCAACAGCAGACAGAUUUGGGAUUGCCUAUGGAACUGUGGUAGGGAUUGGACUAGUAGUGUCAAUAAUUAUUUUCGUUGCCUGUAAAAUGAGACAGAAGAGAAGGCCACCCAACCAAGCUAUACUUCUACAAGGUUAUCCGAGGGUGGCUUACGCUCAGUUAGGACAGCAAGUCUUAUUUGCUCCACAAGCGGGGCUCAUUCCAACAGCAGCACCACAAGGUGCCAUUACCAACCCUGCAUUACCAGUAACGAGCCGACAGCCAGCAACAUCUCAUAAUACCAUAACCAACCCUGUAUCUACCCCGACCAAUCAACAGCACCAGGCACAGAGAACGGGUACAGCUGAUACACACAGAGUGGGGGCGGAAGGAAUAACAGUCAGGUUACCCGAGACAGAAAAAGAAGAGGGCAAAACAGACGACCCACCGCCAUAUACUGUCUAGUGUACUUGAACUACAUAAAGGGAAAAAAAAAUCUUAUUUUCAUUGACUCUUAUUAUAUCUCAUUAUAUACAUGUAUAUUCAAAAAGAGUAUUUUUCAUGCAGAAUUUUUAACAACUCGUCAUUACAUUGUUUAUUUUAACAUUUCUUUUGUACAGAAUGUCUAA